AUGGUAGCCAGCCUAGAUGUCUUUGUAAAGCGGCCGAGCGCACGGCGAACGCAGCGCAAGGAGCGUGCGCGGCUGGCCCGGGAACUUCUGCGCCGGCAUCAGGUGGUCCUCCUCGCCGAGCCCUUCCUUCCUUCCAUCCUCCCGGAGCGGAUCCCCCUCGACGCGCGCCCAGGUAACCGAUGCCCGGAGCCGGGCACCCACCUCGCCCAGUGGCGCCCGGGCCACAACAGCAGCCACGCCGUGGUGCUCGGCCGAGGGGAGGCGCUGCGCUUGGAGAGCUCGGCCACCUUGCAUUCCCUAGUGAUCCGGGACGGAGGGAUCUUAGUAUUUGCAGAUGAUCCAGAACAGCCCAUCACUUUGCGGGUGCGUAGCAUCCUCCUGGAAGAUGGGGGGGCACUCUAUGUGGGCACUGAGAGUUGCCCCUACCAUUCGAAAGCUGUCAUCUCCCUGUACGGCAAAGCCACUGAAGGCGACGAAGUGGAAGGCUAUGGCAAGAAAUUCCUGGGUGUUGGCAGCGGUGGGAUUUUGGAGUUGCACGGCAGGAAGCCUCGAUCUUGGACACUGCUGGAUAAAACCUUGUACCCUGGUGGGCUUCAGUAUGGCCCUUAUGUUUCUGAGAAGCACUGGAGCAGCCGCGGCCUCAACAUCCGAAUAGUUGAUGUGGACAUGGCCCGGGUGGUGGCUGCUGAUCGCUUUGACACUCACCUCCUUGUGGAUGAAAACCAGAGGUUAAGGGAGUUCCUUGCUCGUCAGUCCCCAGGCAAAGCAGUAGCCAUUGCAGUGGGGGAUUCUGCAGCGAAGAGCUUGACUUUAGAGACCCGACUGUUUCUCAGAGACCUGCUCCAUAGUGAAUUCAUCGUGCAUCUGGGAUACAGGCAGCCCUGGGCUCUGGUUGGGAUCCUUGGGGGCCACCCGUCUUCAACAACGGAAGAUGCAAAGCCUUCCCAAGGGAAUGGAACAACAGGGCUUGCGAUCGCGGCAAAAGACUUUCAGACCGUUGAUGGUGUCGGCUUUAGAAUCACUGCUUUUAGUGGCUGGAUCAAGGGAGUGCCCCAUCAUGGAUUUAAAGUAGAAGUGUCUGAAGGCAUAAUUUUGGAUUUGGUGGACGAAGUGUCGAGCUGGUUACCUGGAGACAGAAUUGUAGUUGCGAGCACCGACUAUUCCAUGCAUCAAGCGGAAGAGUUUGACCUUCUGCCUUGCCCUGAAUGUGGGACCAACCAAGUGAAGAUCGAUGGUAAUCCGCAAUACCUUCACAUGGGUGAAAUUGUAGAUGGUGUGGACGCGAGAGCUGAAGUGGGCCUCUUGACUCGCAAUAUACUUAUCCAAGGAGAGAUGGAGGAUGCUUGUUAUGGGCCAAAUCACUGCCAGUUUUUCAACUUUGACACAUUUGGAGGGCAGAUUAAAAUCCAAAGGAAUUUCACCUCCGUCCACAUGGCAGGUGUGGAGCUGACAAACAUGGGCCAGCAAAUCUUGGGCAGCUAUCCUGUGCAUUUUCAUCUGACGGGUGACGUGGAUGAGAAAGGAGGCUAUGACCCGCCGUCAUACCUGGACAACCUAGCCAUCCACCACUGCUUCUCGAGGUGUGUUGCCAUCCAUGGAGCUCAUGGCCUUUUGGUGAAAGAUACCAUUGGCUAUGAUACCCUGGGGCACUGUUUUUUCCUGGAAGAUGGGACUGAGCAGCGAAACACCUUUUAUCACAACCUGGCUCUCCUUACCAAGGCUGGCACGAUCUUGCCCACAGACCGCAACGAAGCCAUGUGCCUUGCGAUACGCAGUAAUGUCUAUGGGGAUUACAUUCCCAUACCCAGCACAGACUGCAUGGCCGUCAGCUCCUUUUGGAUUGCUAACCCGAACAAUCAUCUGAUAGAGAACGCAGCAGCUGGUGCUCAGGAUGUUGGGAUGUGGUAUAUCUUCCACCGGGUUCCUACUGGGCAGUCUGAGGGGCAGUAUCCAAUAGGGCAGUCCGAAUUGACUCCUUUGGGGACGUUCUACAACAACAGAGUCCACUCCAACUUCAAGGCUGGCUUGUUUAUUGGCAAAGGAGUCAAGACGACAAAAGCCAGUGCUGCAAAUCCGAGAGAGUAUCUAACAGUGGAUAAUGCCAGGUUCCGCCCACACCAAGAUGCCGACGCUGAAAAGCCACGGGUUCCUGCUGUCAUAGAUGGCCUUGUUGCUUUUAAAAAUAAUGACCACGGGGCCUGGGCCCGGGGAGGCGACAUUGUUUUCCGUAACUGUGGUUUCUCAGACAAUGGAAUUGGACUUACACUGGCUAGUGAUGGAACUUUCCCCAUCGAUGAAGGUUGCAGCCUAGAGGUGACUCAUUCUAUCUUCGUUGGUGAAAGCGACAACAUCGGCUCCCGUGGAGGACAAAACAGCUACUGGGGAAGAGGGGCCAAUGGGGAAUUCAGGGCACUGCCCCGGAACAAGACUUUUCCAAUCCGUGGCUUCCAGAUAUAUGACGGUCCCGUCCGAUUGACAAGAUGCACUUUCAGAAAGUUUACCCCCACCGCUGACAGAUACUCAAGCGCCAUUGGCUUCUUCAUGAAGAACGCUUGGCAAAUGAGUCCCAAGAACAAUGUGUCACUAGUCAGAAUGGAGAGAAGUGUUGGGCUCCAGGUGUUCUUUGGCGCACCAGGCCAGUGGUUUGGAGACAAUAAUAAUGACGGUGACAAAAUGUCAAUUUUCCAUGAUUUGGAUGGUUCAGUGACGGGUUAUCCUGGCACCUUUGUGGGCAGAGCAGACAACUAUCUGAUUCGGCACCCUGGCUGCCUUACUGUCCCACGGUGGAAUGGAAUGAUAUGUGCCGGGAAAUAUGCACAGCUCUAUGUUCAGGCCAGACGUCCUGAGAAUUUGACCUUAUCCAUUGCCAGAGCAACAUACCAUUCUCAUCCUUUGAGUCUACGCGGAGUGAAUCGAGGGGUCUCGUACCAACAGUACCAGCCAGUGGUGAUGCUGGCUCAAGCCUAUAUUGUCCAGUGGGAUGGCAGAGCCCCAGAGGAGGUCAUUCUUUAUCUGGUCAACUUCAACAAGGGAGACUGGCUGCAGGUUGCCUUCUGCUACCCCAAGGGAACGGUUUUCAAUGUCAUGGGGGAUCUUUACCAGAGACAGACAGGGAAAGCACACAGUGUGAAACGCUACAUGGCCACCACUUCCCGCCAUGGCGUGUUGAAUGGGGCUGGCGAGCGGCGCUUUUAUUUCGACAGUGUGUCAGGGUACCUGUUUGUCCACCUUCAAGCACACGAAGUUCGCAAAGGACACAGCUAUUGCUCUGAACAUGGCUGUGAACGGGUUAAAAUAAUGGCCUUAAUGACCCCUGGAGUUUCCUGGAAGUGUGCUCCUAACCCUUUCUGGGAAAACGAUAUUGGGAGGCAGACUUUGCGGCCCUCGAGGAUUCUGCAGCGGGCAGCGCCUUGCAGUCAGUGCGGGGCUCCUCAGGUUGCUAUCACUAGUACCCCUUCAGUUAAAUAUACGAGGGUCCAGAUUCAGUCCGUUAGAAGAGCUGACAUAGAGAAUUACGCUAGGCUGGCUUUCAUUAAGGUCAAUGAUGACAUCAUCUUGUUCCGCAGCCGGGGGUUACUCUUCCUUGUUCUAGACGCAAGCUCCGGCGCCAUUGUGAGCAGGAGGCACUUUGACGAAGCCAGUGCUGCAAAUGUUGCUGGCAGGGUAACCAGUUACGUCGAGAGUUUUGUCAAAGAGAGAUCGAUUGUUCUUGUGUGCUCUCGGGAUAUUCCAGGAGGAUGGGGAGCCUCUGAGAUGUCGGUAUUCUCAUCAUUAGGUUCAGCAAAGCCUGUUAUUUUCCACAAAGGAGGUAGUUUUGCUAUGCUUGGAUAUAAAGGGAGCCCCAGACGCUCUUGGAUUAAAGUCUGCAACCACGCUGCUGAUCAGAAAUCUGCCUCUGUCAAAUAUUAUGUGCCCCUCAUUCAGAGGAGAUACAGCUAAAGCUGCCAAGACUUGGGGCAACAGAGGUCACAAAUCCAUGGAAGCGAGGGAACCCGCACAACUGAAUCUGCAGUAUCAGGGACGUCGCAUAAAUCAAAUGUCUGUUUUUUACGAGAUUGUAUCAUGAAGUGCUUUUUGAAAACAAUCAUUUUUAUAACUAAUAAAUAUA
Messenger RNA from Eublepharis macularius, 4108 nucleotides. RefSeq names its product cell surface hyaluronidase-like. NCBI's taxonomy places the organism in Eukaryota, Metazoa, Chordata, Lepidosauria, Squamata, Eublepharidae. The coding region runs from base 1 to 3939 and encodes 1312 amino acids. The transcript has 24 exons. The record is from RefSeq and is a predicted model, not a curated record.